Heteronotia binoei (common prickly gecko) is the source of this 517-nucleotide messenger RNA. RefSeq names its product histone H2A type 2-C-like. Lineage: Eukaryota; Metazoa; Chordata; Lepidosauria; Squamata; Gekkonidae. The transcript has a single exon. The record is from RefSeq and is a predicted model, not a curated record. Gene Ontology annotation, cellular component: nucleosome. Gene Ontology annotation, molecular function: DNA binding; structural constituent of chromatin; protein heterodimerization activity. The coding region runs from base 66 to 455 and encodes 129 amino acids.
UUGCAAAUAACUUUUCUCGCAGCUCUUCCUUAAGCGAGGUCAGAAGAGGAGGAACAAAGACAAUCAUGUCCGGUCGUGGAAAGCAGAGCGGGAAAGCCCGAGCCAAGGCGAAGACUCGCUCCUCCCGGGCCGGUUUGCAAUUCCCCGUCGGCCGCGUGCACCGCCUGCUGCGCAAAGGCAACUACGCGGAGCGGGUGGGCGGCGGAGCUCCGGUCUACAUGGCGGCGGUGCUGGAGUACCUGACGGCCGAGAUCCUGGAGCUGGCGGGCAACGCGGCCCGGGACAACAAAAAGACGCGCAUCAUCCCGCGCCACUUGCAGCUGGCCGUGCGCAACGACGAGGAGCUCAACAAGCUGCUGGGCAGAGUGACCAUCGCCCAGGGAGGCGUCCUGCCCAACAUCCAGGCGGUGCUGCUGCCCAAGAAGACCGAGACCCACAAGGCUAAGGCCAAGUAAGGCCGGCUCCGAAGAUCCUUCAUCUUACGCUUUCCCCCAAAAAGGCUCUUUUCAGAGCCACC